AGAAAGAACGACCCAAUUGACUUUAAAAUGCGAGUAAAGAUCACAUUGGAUUCUGCAAAGGGGUUGGAGUAUUUACACAACAACGGUAUAUUACAUAGAGAUGUCAAACCAGAUAACACUCUCGUUGUGUCUUUGAAUAAAAAAGAUGCCGUAAAUGGUAAAUUGACUGACUUUGGAGCGUCGAGGAACAUCAACAGUCUGUUGAGUAACAUGCAUUCACUAAAGGUAUUGGAACACCAAUGA
Messenger RNA from Entamoeba invadens IP1, 243 nucleotides. RefSeq names its product tyrosine kinase, putative. The annotation marks the transcript as partial. The transcript has a single exon. Lineage: Eukaryota; Evosea; Mastigamoebida; Endamoebidae. The record is from RefSeq and is a predicted model, not a curated record. Gene Ontology annotation, molecular function: protein kinase activity; ATP binding. Gene Ontology annotation, biological process: protein phosphorylation.